AUGUUCAAAAGAAUCUUCUUGUUGGCAACAACACUUCUUGUGGUCUCCGCUGCAAUUGCUGUGUUGGCACAAGAUCCAAUCAGACAAGUCAAUGAUCCUGUCUUGAUUAAUCUAAUCAAUAACAGUCCAAAGGUUUUUUGGAAAGCCACUCAUUAUCCACAAUUUGAAAAUAUGAGUGUUGAAGAUUUCAGAAAGAGAUUGGGAGCUGUUUUGAUUCAACCAGGAACAGCUGACAUGAUCAUGGAGAGAUUACAAAAACAAUCAUCUACCAACAAGGUUGUAGCAGCACCAGCAAGCUUUGAUUCGAGAGUCAAAUGGCCAAAAUGUAUCCAUCCCAUUAGAAAUCAAGAACAAUGUGGUUCAUGUUGGGCUUUCUCUGCUUCUGAAGUGUUGAGUGAUCGUUUGUGUAUUGCCACUGAUGGUAAAACAGAUCUUGUUCUUUCACCUCAAUACAUGGUUUCAUGUGAUACUAGAAACUAUGGAUGUGAUGGAGGAUAUUUGAAUCUUGCAUGGAACUUUUUGGUCACAACUGGUAUUCCAAGUGAUGCUUGUGUUCCAUACACUUCUGGUGAUGGAAAGAGUAAUGGUAAAUGCCCAACCAAAUGUUCCAAUGGACAAGCCGUUACUCUGUACAAGGCAAAGUCUGCCAAGCACGUGAUUGGUGUUUCAAAUGCUGAGAAUGAAUUGUAUGAAUAUGGACCAAUUCAAACAGGUUUUACAGUGUAUCGUGAUUUUAUGAGCUACAAAUCUGGAGUGUAUCAUCACGUCUCUGGUGAGGCAUUGGGUGGACAUGCAGUCAAGAUUGUUGGUUAUGGUGUGGAUUCAGUGAGCAAUAAGAAGUAUUGGAUUGUUGCCAACUCGUGGGGAACAAGUUGGGGCAUGAAUGGUUUCUUCUGGAUUUUGAAAGGAGUUGAUGAAUGCAACAUUGAAAGCGGAAUGUGGACAGGUUAUGCAUGA
This is a messenger RNA of Naegleria fowleri, 957 nucleotides long. RefSeq lists its product as uncharacterized. Gene Ontology annotation, molecular function: cysteine-type endopeptidase activity. Bases 1 to 957 code for a protein of 318 amino acids. Gene Ontology annotation, cellular component: lysosome. The record is from RefSeq and is a predicted model, not a curated record. NCBI's taxonomy places the organism in Eukaryota, Heterolobosea, Eutetramitea, Acrasida, Naegleriidae. The transcript is spliced from 6 exons.